Coniosporium apollinis CBS 100218 is the source of this 282-nucleotide messenger RNA. RefSeq lists its product as uncharacterized. Gene Ontology annotation, biological process: mitochondrial respiratory chain complex IV assembly. Gene Ontology annotation, cellular component: mitochondrion; mitochondrial inner membrane. The transcript has 3 exons. NCBI's taxonomy places the organism in Eukaryota, Fungi, Ascomycota, Dothideomycetes. The coding region runs from base 1 to 282 and encodes 93 amino acids. The record is from RefSeq and is a predicted model, not a curated record.
AUGGGAGGCCCAAAUCUUGAGGUCUUCAAGUUUGGCAUGUAUAUCCUCUUUCCCAUCGGCGUCAUGUAUUACUUCGGAACGAACCUAGACCAGCGGUUCACCGUGCCUGAUUUCUGGCCGAAGGAAGGGCAGACCCACAAGAUCCCGUUUGAGAAGGAUGAGAUUAAGGAUGAGAUUGAGAGGCUGAAGAGGAGAAGGCUUGAGGGGAGGGAUCGACGGUUACGCGCUGAAGCCAUGCGCCGAGAAGCGGAGGGAACGGGCGAUGGAAUGGGCGAAGAGUGA